AUGAUUCAAAGCUNUCUCUUUGACCCAGUUCAAGUGCCCUCCCCCGGCUACGUCAACGAAGUGAGCAGCUGCAAGUUAGAUGGAGACGGGACUGUUAAGUUAAAAGGCAAGCAGAGCAGCGAAGUCCUGGUGCAUAAAAAUGAGAUUCCCAGAGAGGCCUUGAGGAGGACGGUGAGCAGAAGCAGAAAAGCUGGUCCACAGGAGCCCUGCUGGCCUCACCAAGGAUCACUCCCUCAAGGGGACACGGGAGAGGGACACUAUGCAGUGAGGACUGGCGGUACCAUCAAUGGCAUUGGCCCCACUGCCACUCUGCAGCCCACCGGGGAUCCCGGGCCCCACCAGGGUGGCUGCGGUUCCUGGGCCAGUACCGCAAACAGCAUGCACCCGAUUCAACCCUUCCUCGAUGGCGGGGGCGCCGGGGGACAGGACUGUGUGCUGCCGGACUCAGAGGAGACCCGAGUCAUCCAAAAUGGGGAGACUCGAGCCCCUUCCGAGGCAGAAUGCCCUGCCGUGGAAGUACAAGACCAUGUCCUCCAGAUACCGGCCCCGGAUUACCCUCAGCGUUGGGGCUCAGCUGGAGACAACGUGGAUCACGGAGAAAAGGAUUGUCUUUUCAAGAGCCAUGCUGAGCAGGAGCCCCUGGAGGGAGAGCGCCCCGGGGUGGGGGAGCAGGGGUGGAACAUGCCCUUCUCCGUGAAGAGAAGCUGGGAUUCACUAAACGAGGCUGUGGCCGCAGAGGUCCUUAGCGUCUACUUUAAAGAGGACCCUGCCCAGGCCGUGCCGGUGGCAGAUUCGAGAAACGGGUCCGAGGAUGCCCACGGCUCCCCUGGAGACACGAGUGGGGAGAUGGCGGACGAGGACGCGGAGGUGGCAGAAGCCCUCGCAGCUCUAGAAGCGGCUACUGCAGGAGAGGAUGUGGACGAGGGGGAUUAGGGCAGGCGCUUUACGCAGGUGAAGGAGCUGGUGUCACGCAGGCGUUUCCAGGCGUGUUUGCUCCCUAGACGCUGAGCUGAUUCUCUGUGGCGUGCACGAGGGGCCGCCUUACCUGUUGUUUACAGCCAGCAUCUGUUCCGAUGAUUGUGAGUUUGUUAAAUAGUGAGAGCAUCCCUGUGGAGACGGGCUAUCACUCAGGACAUGAGAAAUAAAAUCAGAGUAGGUCAUGGUGCCGGUGUCUAGAAGUUAAACAGCCUGCUGCCAACCCACAAAGCUUCCCCUCCACCCAGCCCCGGGAGCACCUGGUACAGGUGUUCUUGAGGAUGCUCUGAAACCCCAGCGCUUAACCCCAAGAGCACAGAC
Molecule: messenger RNA, 1296 nt
Organism: Hipposideros armiger (great roundleaf bat)
Lineage: Eukaryota; Metazoa; Chordata; Mammalia; Chiroptera; Hipposideridae
Gene: PGCKA1
Product: PDCD10 and GCKIII kinases associated 1
Exons: 3
Coding region: 1-933 (310 amino acids)
Source: RefSeq, a predicted model, not a curated record